Messenger RNA from Schistosoma guineensis, 4413 nucleotides. The record is from the annotation of a GenBank genome assembly. Lineage: Eukaryota; Metazoa; Platyhelminthes; Trematoda; Strigeidida; Schistosomatidae.
AUGUUACUCAAUAAUUUAAAAGACUAUCCGUCCAAUGUCACAACUGUUCAGCAAACAGAAAACGGGUCAGUUGACCAUAAGAAAGUGGUAUAUAAAUUAGGUGAUCAACCCCCACCUUUGGCUACUGAAGAAGUAGAACAAGUAAUUGCCAGUCAAGAUUGUGACAAAAGUGAUAUCGUGUUAGUAGAGUCAGGUGAGUUCUUUGAGGAAGAUCACACUGAUUGCUCUUCGAAAGAACAAGAAUUUGAGUUGGAUCAAGUUACUUGUGAUCAACAAUUGAAUAUAGCUGUUGACGAAGGAGCCUUAGUAUUCGACAACGACCUUCCAUCACCUCCGAUUUCAGUUUAUGAAGAGUUACAUAACGAGAAUACUGGAGAAUUACCAGCAUUUCCUUUGACACCUUCAGUAAUUCCAGAAAAUUGUAUCAAAUCUGAAUUAUUGUCAAAUCACCAACCACAAGCGAUACCUGAAUAUCGUACAGAUACUAAAAUUGGACAAAUUGUAGGUGAAACUCUAGAUAAAAUAAGUGAUAAUUACUUAGUUGAACCAAUUAAUUUUUCUUCAGAUUCCAUCCCAUCUACAAAAAACUUUACAGAGGAAGACGCUGAAAAUUCACUACAAGAGCCUACUGGAGAACAACUAAAUAGUCAAUCCGUUGACUACUUAGAAAAAAGUAUUGAUAUAGAGGUUCGAGUUGAACAGAACGACCUCACUAGUACAUGCGAACUGAAAGACAAAACAAACAUUGAAGAAAAAUCAACAGAAUUGCUUGACUUUGAAGAAGAAUCAAUCAGUUUAUUGAAUCCUGAAAACGAAGCAACCGAAUCAUCUUACGUAGAAAAAGAAUUUCCUACAUUAUCUACCAGUGAGAAACAAGUUAAUAAAUCGUCUGACCUUGACGAAGAAAUAACUAAUCCGGUUUGCAUCGAGGAAGCAAUAAACGAUCCUGGUAAAUCAGAAAAUCCUCAGACUUUUCUACCAUACAGAAAUAAAUCAUCUGUUGAGAUUUCGAAUUCCUUAUCGUCUACUGAAUUUUGUCCAGAAGAAGAAGUAGUAGUAGUAGUGGACGAGCACAGUAGAAAUAGUAGUUCUACAAUUGGCGCUGAACUACUAGACGAAACACAUUCUAGCGCUUUGUUCGUAAAGUCUGUAACAUCGUCAGUACUAACCGAUUCACCAAAUCACUUGACAGAUACUAAUUAUCGAAACUCAUUUGCAUCUAGUGAAGUUGUACCAUCGAAACAUACUUUAUCAAUUGAUUCUCUAAGUGAAUCUGUGAAUAAUACUACAAAUACUAGUAACAAUAACGAUAAUUUAAAAGAAUUAACACUAAACACUUUAAAUUGUGAUACAUCAAUGAGUACUACAGUUGGUGUAUCUGAUAUUACGGCUGAUCAAUCGGAACUCAAUCGGGAAUCAUACAUUUCAUAUCCAUCGUAUGACAUUGACAAUACGCCAGCUCAAAGUUCUUUUGGACAUUUAAAUCAUAUGAAUCAUGGUGAAUAUCAAAACAGAUUAAAUGGUGGAGAAGAUGAAUAUUUACCAGGUGAUAUUAAAGAAAACAUUAGUGGAAAUAAUAAUAGUAAUGAAGAUAUUCCCAUGAACGAUGAUCGAUCAGAGUAUACUAAUAUGAAAACCGAAGAAAGUUAUCACGAUUCUACGUGUCCAUCGCAUUCAGAACAAGAAUUGGAUCAAGACAUUUUGAAAAAUGAACAUGGCAAAAAUGAACUGGUUGCUGAACAAAAUAUGGAAUGUUUAAAUAUUCAAAAUGUUGAAAAUCAACAAAAAUUAUCGUUUAAUCAAAUCAAAGAAGAUUUAGAGAAAAAGAAUGUGAUUGGUUCCCUUCAACCACUACGACCUGAACAAUAUAUUAUGCAUCAUCAAGCUGGUUUGAUUAAACAACAAGAGAUGUUAAUUUUAAAUCCACAAACUGGCGAUGUAUUAAGUGAUCAAUAUUCAUCACAUCAUCAAACAAAUACAAUAACAACAGGUGGCACACAUCACUUCGCUAGAAAUAUAGCAUCGAAUAAUUCUGUGGUAGUUCCUACAGGCGGAAAUGUUAGUGGUCCUCCAGUUGGAUCUGGAACAAUAGCAGGUCAACAGAAAGGUUCUACUGUUUAUCCUAAAACUGGUCAAAAUCCUAUUGAUGGAGGAACAAAUGGAGGUGUUGGUGCUAACAGCAGUGGAAAUGCUGGUGGUGGCCCUGGAAAAAGUGGAGCUUUAGUUGGUGGUGGUUUGGAUAGAUCUCGACAAGUAUAUAAUAUGUUUGAAUGUCAAAUGUCACAACUUACAGUAUUUUUGGAUCGUGCACUUAUAUGUAGACGUAUUAGACCACGUUUCAAUGCAUCGGAUAUUACAGAAGUUGUUUUUGAGCAUUUAUCACCAGCUAUUGAUAAAGAUUCUAUUCGUGUGGAAAUUCGUGGAGCUGCAACUAUUCUAGAUGUGAGCUUUUCAGCAAAAUCAUUAUCUGGUGAAGAGGAUACUUGGUCACAAUGUGUUAAUGAGCUAUUGGUCGAAUUACGCCAAUGUCGUCGUCGUGCAGAUAAUCUAGUCAAUAGAAUUAUCCGUACAGAAAAACAACGUUGUGUUCUUGAAACAUUUGCUGAUAGUUUGUCACGUCGUGAAGAUGAGAUUCUGUUGGGCGGUAAUCAUCACGGUCAUGUGACAUUGAAUAAUUUACCAAAUCAUACAGGUGUUGCAGAUCAAGUAAAUAAUAUCCCGUCACAAGGAGCAACAUUAUCGGGAGGAACAACACCAGCAAAUGCUCAAAUGGCCUCAACGACUGCGGAACAUAAAUGUAUAAAUGAUAUCAUUAAUCCUUAUGAUCCAAGAAAUGUGGAAACGUUGCAUAAAUUUCUUGAAAUUUACAAAGAUGAAGCUGAACGAUUUGAUACAGUUUUAAUGGAUACUACUGAAGAAUUGGAACAAGUUCGCACACGAAUUGAGACAUUGGAAAAAGAAGUUCGUGAUAUAGAAUUAAAGCAAGAUGAACAUUUAGCCAGAGAAUUAAGUGUACUUGUUGAACCAAGAGAAACAGGUCAAGUUGAAAUGCUUGUUUCUUAUGUGGUAAAUCGUUGUGGAUGGAAACCAGCUUAUGAUAUUCGUAUUUUUAACAAUGAUGGAACAAUGAAAAUAGUUUAUUAUGGAAUGGUUCAACAAGCUACUGGUGAAGAUUGGGAAACGCGUUAUAUGACUUUAUCGACUGCACAACCCGGUAUAGGUGGUACAGUUCCACAUUUAGGCGUACAACGAGUACAUUUUCGUAGAGAUCAUUCUCCAGCAAUCCCUAUAUCACGCAGUGCUAUAUCAUCCACAAGUGUAACAACAGGCUACAAUUCCAGUGGAAUGACAUCAACAACAACAUUACCAGCAUCAACAGGACACCAAAUCUCUGGUGCAUCUGCUACAGGAAAAAAUACUCGAUCAUGCACUAAACUAGGUGCAUUUAAACGAUCUAAUCGAACACCAGGAACAAAUUUAAAUGAAAGCGAUCGUGGUGGAUCUAUGGAUAAUGAGCGCGAUGGUAUCACACCAUCUGGAACACUGCAACGUGGUGGUAGUAUUGAAAGUACUUAUGCAACUGGAUUACGUUCCUCUAGCACUAGACCUAUCAGUAGACGUACAUUAGGAUCAAGUAUGUUGUUCAACUCCGUCACUUCUCAGAGUCCUUUGUUAUCAAAUCGAAUUUCUACUUUAAUGAAUUCACAACCUGCACUAUUGCCUACAUCACAACAAUCUGCACCGCCUGUUGGAACAGUUGCAACGAUACAACUGGAGGUCCCACGACCCCCGGCAAUAAUUCGGUGUGAUAACGAACCUAAUCGUGUCACUGUCGGGUUGUUAGAUUUACAACCACGUUAUGAAUACGUAACUGUGCCAAAGCGUUCUUUGUAUGCUUAUUUGAAAGCGACAGCCGUGAACAAUACGGAGUUUUCUAUCUUGGCUGGUCCAACUAACAUAUAUGCUGAUAAUACUUUUAUUGGAAAAUCUGAAAUACGUGCUGUCGCUCCAGGCGAAGAGUUUAAUUGUCACUUAGGCGCUGAGAAUGGUAUAAAAAUACUGUAUCGCCCAUUAUUCAAAUAUCGUGAAGGUACCGGUUCGAGUGGAAAAAAUGCUACAAUGACAUUUAAACAAUUAAUUGAAGUGCGUAAUACAUUUGAUCGUCGUGUACGUCUAAUGGUUGUUGAUCAAGUUCCAGUCAGUGCAGAGGAUAAAAUUAAAGUUAGCCUUUUAGAGCCAACAAUUAAACAUCCAGAAAAAUAUGAUAAAAAUAGACCAAUCAGAAUGAAUAAAUUCAAUAAUGUUGAAUGGGACUUGGAUCUAGGUCCAGGUGAAAUUCGUGAAUUAACACUGAAAUAUUCAGUGGAGCAUCCAAUCAAUGAAGAUUUAGACGUUUCUGUUUCUGAAAACUAA